This is a messenger RNA of Corapipo altera (White-ruffed manakin), 1372 nucleotides long. RefSeq names its product RNA 3'-terminal phosphate cyclase (gene RTCA). The transcript has 11 exons. Bases 155 to 1252 code for a protein of 365 amino acids. Gene Ontology annotation, cellular component: nucleus. The record is from RefSeq and is a predicted model, not a curated record. Gene Ontology annotation, biological process: RNA processing. Gene Ontology annotation, molecular function: RNA-3'-phosphate cyclase activity. Lineage: Eukaryota; Metazoa; Chordata; Aves; Passeriformes; Pipridae.
CCGCCGCCCGCCCUGGCACCGGCACCGCAGCAUCCCGGACGUGCCUCUGCCGCUCCCGGCCCCGGGGCUGCUUCGCCGGGGGCUCGCCCUGUCCAGGGCCCCGCCGGGACCCCAUCGGCGCGGCCUCUGCGAGAGACACCGCUCGCCGACAGCCAUGGACGGGGACAGGGUGGACAUAGACGGCGGGAUCAUGGAGGGGGGCGGGCAGAUCCUGCGGGUGUCCACGGCGCUGAGCUGCCUGCUGGGGCUGCCGCUGCGGGUGCGCCGGAUCCGCGCCGGGCGGAACCAGCCCGGCCUCAGGCCUCAGCAUCUGUCUGGAUUGGAGAUUGUUCGGGAUCUGUGUGAUGGGAAGCUGAAUGGUGGAGAAAUUGGCUCAACAGAAAUAACCUUCACUCCUGGGAAGAUCAAAGGUGGAACCCACAUAGCAGAUACAAAAACAGCAGGGAGCGUGUGUCUACUGAUGCAGGUAGCAAUGCCCUGUGUGCUGUUUGCUGCUUCCCCAUCAGAGCUUCAUUUAAAAGGUGGGACUAAUGCUGAGAUGGCUCCUCAGAUAGACUACACAGUCAUGGUUUUUAAGCCAAUAAUUGAAAAGUUCAACUUCACAUUUAACUGUGACAUAAAAAAGAGGGGCUACUAUCCUCAGGGAGGUGGUGAAGUUGUGGUCCGGAUGUCUCCAGUCAAAGAGUUGAGCCCGAUAAACUUAACAGAACGUGGCACAGUGACAAAGAUAUAUGGAAGAGCAUUUGUUGCUGGAGCACUGCCUAUCAAACUGGCAAAAGACAUGUCAUCAGCAGCAGUGAGAUGCAUCAGAAAAGAAAUCAGAGAUCUUUACAUUAACAUUCAGCCUGUUCGAGAACCCGAUGAUCAAGCUGUUGGGACUGGAAGUGGAAUAAUCAUUGUUGCAGAGACUUCAACAGGUUGUUUGUUAGCUGGGUCAUCACUUGGCAAGAGAGGAAAGAAUUCUGACAAAGUUGGCAUUGAAGCAGCUGAGAUGCUGCUUAAGAAUCUUAAACACGGUGGAACUGUGGAUGAUUCUCUGCAAGACCAGCUGAUCAUUUUUAUGGCUCUAGCAAAGGGAGUAUCUAGAGUGAAAAGUGGACCAAUUACACUUCAUACUCAAACAGCUAUACACUUUGCAGAGCAGCUAACAAAGGCCAAAUUUACUGUGACAAAAUCAGAAGACGAAGAUCCCAGUAAUGAUACCUACAUCAUUGAGUGCCAAGGAGUGGGGAUGAUAAACCCAAACUCAUAGGGUUAAACAAAAAAGGCAGCAAGCUGACAAAGGAAACACUCAACAUACCUCUGUGAUGUAUCUGCAUCACUACAUCUCAAUGGAUGUAUAAUCUGUGUGAACAGGAGAAACCUGCUGUCA